AUGGACCUCAAAAAAUCUAUAAGAAUACAGGGAGAUCAAGUUAAAAGCCUAUACAGGCUCUUCGAAGGCAGCGUAUACGAUUACGAUGGUACAUACACACUUGUUAAAAAAGUUUUGAAGAUAAUUGGAGUCCCAAUGAACCUCAAAGAUUCCAGAUUUACGCAUUUUUGCUGGAAUGCCUACUUCUGGUUCAGUUACAUAAAUAUAGUGGUAUCAUUUGUUCUGGAAUCAGCGAGCGUGUUGGAAACAUCAGCCAGUGGGACCUUCCUCGAUGUGUUCACCAUGAUGCCUUGCGUUGGUUUUCUUAUUGUAGCUUUAACCAAGACCUACAAAAUAAAGAUUCACAGAGCCACGUUUAAGAACCUGGUGUAUGAGUUACGUGAUAUGUGGCCGAAUGGACAUAUUCCGGAGGAGGAACACCAAGUGGUUAACCAGGCCUUGAGACGAUUGAAAUUUCUUGUCAGAGCCUAUUUCUCCUGCAACAUGAUACUGGGGACCAUCUUCGUCAUUCCCGCACUCUACGCGUACAUUAAACGAUUACUUGGAUAUGACGUGGCUUUGAUCAUGCCGUUUAGCUAUUGGCUACCGUUCGACCCUUUAAGUGAUAUAAGAUACCCUUUUGUGAUGAUCGUAAUAUCAUACCACUGUUUUCAAUCUGCAUUUUUCAUGGUGGCAGGAGAUCUCUUGCUUAUUAUAUUCCUAAGCCACGUAACCACACAAUUUUCGUUGCUUGCGAUCAGAAUAAAUAAACUGUUUUAUGUUCCCAUCGAUGAACAACUCAUAGGUGAAUAUCCACUCGGAGAAGUCAGUAUGAAGAUACAACUGCAUCAAGACAAAGAAAAUGAUCCAUCUUUAGUUGAUAAUGAAGACACUGAGAAAAGAAUUGAAGAUGAACUUAUUUCAAUUAUACUGAGACAUCAAGCUUUGAUCAGAAUAUCAGAUGAGAUAGAAAAUAUGUACACGUUCUCACUGCUUGUUAACUUUAUGAACAGUUCCGUCAUCAUCUGUUUCUGCCUUUUUUGCAUUGCGUUUUUUGAAAAAUGGAAUGAGUUCAACUACAAAGUGUUUUUUAUCACUGCUAUCUCACAAACCGGUAUUCUUUGUUGGUACGGGCAACUGUUGAAGGAUACAAGCACCGGCGUCGCUGAAGCCCUCUACAACUGUGGUUGGUACGUCGCAGCACAUAACGUAAAAAAGUCUAUACUAAUUAUGAUUCACAGAUCACAAAAGGAGGUGCACAUCACAACGUACGGAUUCACUAUUAUAUCUUUGGAGAGUUACGCUACGAUUCUCAAGACUUCGUGGUCAUAUUUUACUCUCCUGAUUAAUGUUAUGUACCAAGACUAGAAACCUAG
Messenger RNA from Maniola jurtina (meadow brown), 1355 nucleotides. Its product is annotated as odorant receptor 85b-like. Gene Ontology annotation, molecular function: odorant binding; olfactory receptor activity. The coding region runs from base 1 to 1347 and encodes 448 amino acids. Gene Ontology annotation, cellular component: plasma membrane. Gene Ontology annotation, biological process: sensory perception of smell; detection of chemical stimulus involved in sensory perception of smell. The record is from RefSeq and is a predicted model, not a curated record. Lineage: Eukaryota; Metazoa; Arthropoda; Insecta; Lepidoptera; Nymphalidae. The transcript is spliced from 12 exons.